This is a messenger RNA of Anolis carolinensis (green anole), 2564 nucleotides long. RefSeq names its product tripartite motif containing 16 (gene trim16). The record is from RefSeq and is a predicted model, not a curated record. The transcript is spliced from 8 exons. NCBI's taxonomy places the organism in Eukaryota, Metazoa, Chordata, Lepidosauria, Squamata, Anolidae. Gene Ontology annotation, molecular function: protein binding. The coding region runs from base 652 to 2490 and encodes 612 amino acids.
GGAAAAUGCAAAUGUCCAUCAGCCCUGCCCUUAUAACUGUAUUGCACCAGCCCCUGCCCACCCAAAUAUAAUAUUGAUUACUAUGUCAGGCUUUUGGUUGUUUGUUGAAAUUGUUGUUUUAUGUUGUUCUAUGACGUUGUUUUAAUUUUACUGUGCUAUAUUUUAACUAUGUCUGAUGGGGCUUGUCCCCUUGUAAGUCCCUUAGGUGAGAUGGUGGCAGGAUACAAAAAUGAAGUUAUUAUAUUAUUAUUAUUAUUAAAUGUGGAAAUUUCUCAUUGAAAUGAAAUUUGAACAAAAUUUUCCAUCUUUAACUAGGCCUUAUAAAACCAUUGUGGCUGAACCAGAUCAUCAUUCAAAGAAGAAUACAUUUUCAGGGCAAAGACUUUAGUGAGAGUGACCCUUAAAAUAAAAGUUAACCUAAGGCUAAAGAAACAUCCUUUCUACACAAUGGACAUUUCUAUGGUUUGCCUUCUGGAUGGAUUUGCUGGCAUGACAUAAGGCUUCUAGCAUGCCAAAAAUGCUUCCCAUACCCCAAAUAUUCUUGUGGCUUCCUCAUCAUAUGAAUUGUCCAAUGUGGUAUACUAUGGUAUAAUGCAAACACCUUGGAAAGCAGCAGUUAGAGGAGUGCCUUUGUUCAGGAGAGAUUAGAAAAUGGCUGAUCCGGAAUCAAGUCAUCGUGAAGAAGUCUGUGAAGAGUUGGCGCUGAAGGAACCCAUCGCUGUGGUGAAUGAACCACCCCUCCAUAAAGAAGAUUGUGAAAGUGUGGGACUGAAGAAUGUCAGGGAAAAUGUGUCAGAAUCUGAAAGAAAAGACAGCUGCAGCAAUGGUGACGAGCUGGGAGGUGAUCUGACUAAAAAUGAAACCAAGGGGGAGCUACCGGAUCCCAUGGGCUCAAGCAGAGAAGGGGAUGCAGUGGAGGAAGAAGAGAUUCUUUGUGACUUCUGCUUGGUUGAAAAGGUACCGGCAGUGAAAUCCUGUUUGACCUGCAUGGUAAAUUAUUGCCAGGACCACUUGCGGCCUCACUUGGAGAAUGUCAAACUCCAGACACACAAGCUUAUGGACCCACGAAAAGAUAUUGACAUAGAGAGCUGUGAAGCCCACAGGGCACAUCUCAGUUGGUUCUGCCAUGCUGACCUUACUUGUGUCUGCGAGGAGUGCCUUGCUGAUGGACACCAGGAGCACAAAGUAGAUACUUGUGAGGUGGCCAGGAAAGAAAAGGAGAAUGAACUUCUUCAGCUCCAAGCAGAAUAUGACUGGAAACUAAAAUCAGCUGAAAAUGCAAUAAUUAAACUGCAAAAAAAUUCAGAAUCCAUAGUGAGUUCAGUUUCUGAAGUGAAAACCUUGGUGGAGGAGAAGUUUGAGGAGCUACUGCAAGCUGUCAAGAAGACUCACUCUGUCGUUUUAGCAUUCCUCGAGGAGAAGGAGCGCACUGCAGUUAAUCAUGCAAAUGGAAUAAAGAUUCACCUUGAGAACAAGCGAGGGACAAUGGAGGAAUGUAAGAAUAGGUUAGAGAAGAUGGCCACACACACCAAUGACAUCAUCUUCCUAAAGGAAUACUGUGAAUUCAAGAAGAGUGCAGGAGAUGACACGCUACCCAGUGUUUAUAUUGGUCUAAAGGACAAAUUAUCAGGAAUCCGAAGGGUGGUCUCAGAAUCCACAGAACACAUUUUACAGUCACUGCAAACUUCCUAUAAGGACAAGUUACAGGAAUUUGCCAAAGAUGAGGAUGCUGGGAUAAAAACAAUGGUGUCUGCAAUUGUUUCAUCCAAGCACCGCUUAUCAGCCCCAGAACCUGAAACUAGGAGUGACUUCCUCAAGUAUACUUGCCCACUGACGUUUGAUCCAAUUACGGCUCAUCGCUAUUUGAGGCUCUUGGACGACAACCACAAAGUCACCAACACAACACCAUGGGAGCACCCGUACCCUGAUCACCUAGAAAGAUUUGAGCACUGGCGCCAAGUGCUCUCAGACAAAAGCUUAUAUAUUGGGCGCUACUACUUUGAGGUGGAGAUCUUUGGGGCUGGCAUUUACAUUGGUAUGACCAACAAGAGCAUAGACCGAAAAGGUUCAGAAAGCAAUAGCUGCAUCUCUGGGAAUAACUUCUCCUGGUGCAUCAAGUGGAAUGGCAAGGAGUUCUCAGCUUGGCACAGUGAUAUGGAGACACCCUUGAAAAGCCAGGAGUUUAGUAGGAUAGGAAUCUACCUGGAUUACCCCAGGGGUACCCUGUCCUUUUAUGGAAUUAUUUCUGAAACCAUGACACUGUUACAUAAAUUUGAGUGCAAUUUUACCGAACCUCUGUACCCAGCCUUCUGGCUAUCAAAAAAGGAAAACAUGAUGCGGAUAGUUAAGCUGCGGGAAGAGGCGGAGCGGAGUCCAGCCCCUCCUAACUCUGGAGAAGUUCCUUCAGCCAGUACAGCUCUGGCAACAGGGAGUGAAGCAAUGGCAAGUAUAAAGAUGAAUGACUUGGGUGUGAAUCCAGUGAAUGGGUGAUUUAAUCAUGGGCAGUUGCCUACCUUUUAAUGUGCCACUUGUAUGUCAUUAAAUAAAUAGAUCUUUAUAUAUAC